Molecule: messenger RNA, 3165 nt
Organism: Lagenorhynchus albirostris (white-beaked dolphin)
Lineage: Eukaryota; Metazoa; Chordata; Mammalia; Artiodactyla; Delphinidae
Gene: MIEF1
Product: mitochondrial elongation factor 1
Exons: 5
Coding region: 1-1587 (528 amino acids)
Biological process (GO): positive regulation of mitochondrial fission; mitochondrion organization
Cellular component (GO): mitochondrial outer membrane
Source: RefSeq, a predicted model, not a curated record
AUGGCAGGCGCUGGUGAGCGCAAAAGCAAGAAGGAUGAUAAUGGCAUCGGGACGGCCAUUGAUUUUGUGCUCUCCAAUGCUCGGCUGGUGCUGGGGGUGGGUGGAGCAGCCAUGCUGGGCAUUGCUACACUGGCGGUUAAGCGGAUGUAUGAUAGGGCAAUCAGUGCCCCUACCAGCCCCACCCGCCUGAGCCAUUCAGGGAAAAGGAGCUGGGAAGAACCAAACUGGAUGGGCUCCCCCCGAUUGCUCAACAAGGACAUGAAGACAGGCCUGAGCAGGUCCCUACAGGCCCUUCCCACAGGCUCCUCGGCCUUUGACACAGAUACAUUCUGCCCGCCCCGGCCCAAGCCAUUGGCCAGGAAGGGCCAGGUAGACUUGAAGAAGUCACGACUCCGCAUGUCCCUGCAGGAGAAACUUCUUACUUACUACCGGAACCGGGCGGCCAUCCCUGCUGGCGAGCAGGCUCGGGCCAAGCAAGCUGCCGUGGACAUAUGUGCCGAGCUCCGGAGCUUCCUGCGGGCCAAGUUGCCUGACAUGCCACUUCGGGACAUGUACCUGAGUGGCAGCCUCUAUGAUGACCUGCAGGUGGUGACAGCCGACCACAUCCAACUCAUCGUGCCCCUUGUGCUGGAGCAGAACCUGUGGUCGUGUAUCCCCGGAGAGGACACCAUCAUGAACGUCCCCGGCUUCUUCCUGGUUCGCCGGGAGAACCCAGAGUACUUUCCUCGUGGUAGUAGUUACUGGGACCGCUGUGUAGUAGGGGGCUACCUCUCUCCAAAGACAGUGGCAGACACGUUCGAAAAGGUGGUGGCUGGCUCCAUCAACUGGCCGGCCAUCGGGUCCCUCUUGGACUAUGUGAUUCGACCGGCCCCACCCCCGGAGGCUCUGACUCUGGAAGUGCAGUAUGAGCGCGACAGGCAUCUCGUCAUUGACUUCCUGCCGUCGGUGACCCUUGGUGACACUGUCUUGGUGGCCAAACCACACCGGCUAGCCCAGUAUGACAACCUGUGGCGGCUGAGCCUGCGUCCUGCCGAGACGGCGCGCUUGCGGGCUCUGGACCAGGCCGACUCUGGCUGCCGCUCUCUGUGCCUCAAGAUCCUCAAGGCCGUGUGCAAGUCCACCCCGGCCCUGGGUCACCUCACUGCCAGCCAGCUCACCAACGUCAUCCUCCACGCGGCCCGGGAGGAGGCUGACUGGUCUCCCGAUGUGCUGGCUGACCGAUUCCUGCAGGCCUUGCGGGGACUCAUCAGCUACUUGGAGGCCGGAGUUCUGCCCAGUGCCCUAAACCCCAAGGACAAGGCCUUCAAGGACACAGUCUUAGUGCUAGAGGUUCAGCUAGACAGGCGGCUGAAUGUCAGUGACCAUGUUUCUCCCACGUCAGGCCCUGCCUUUCUAGGAUGUUGCCUUAGAGGAAGAACGGGCCCAGCAGCCAGCCCUCCGCUCCCCAGUGUCUGUCACAGGAACGUGAUGGGGGUGUUUGCUGAGCUCUCCAGGCACCUCCAGAGGCCAGAGGGCAGGCACAUAUGCACAGACCUCUUCCCCCUGUCCUGUCUCUCACCCAGCACCUGGGAAACCGGUGCUACCUAGGAAGAGAGCGUAUGGCUAAAACACAUCUGAGAGGGAGGUGGGUACUUGCCACGUUCCUUCUUGUUUCCCGCUGCUAGAAUUGCACUAUUUAUUGCAAUGUAAAAAGUAUCCUGAGAGUGGGGAGGAAAGUUUAAUAUACAAUGUCAGUGCAUCUUCUUGUUCUGUGUUUAUUUUUUCCUGUUUGUGCCAAGAGGCUGAUGAUAAUUCUGUUUCUGAUCUGCCCAUCCAGUAUUUUGUUCUCCUCCCAUCAAAUCCUAUUAUUAUUUUUAUUCUUACUACCUCUCCAUCAGUGAGAUUCUGGUGAAGCUCUCUGCAGCUGUCUCAUUCCUUCCCAAUGACCGCGACAUGAAAUGACUCUUUAAAUAGCAUUGAAACCUUAGCUUCCCUUUGAAUUUAAGGUAGAGCUUCUUGUCCCCUUUUUUGUCCUGGAUUAGGAGGUUGAGAACUAGGGUUAACCUUGGCUAUAUUUGGAGACUCUUCCUGCCUCUUCUCUCAUAUACAUGCGAAGCUUCCCUAAAAUGGUUCAGUUGUUUCAUUUGUAUGAAGACAUUGAGAGAGAAUGAAAAAUAGAAAGCCCAGAGCCCUGAGAGAGUCUCCAUCCUGGCUGUUCAUCACAAUCAACUUGGAGUUUAUGAAACACUCCAUAUGCCUGAGUGCUACCCUGGGGGAUUGGUGUAGAGGAUGUCCACAGAGGGUGGAGCCUGGCACUGACGGUUCCAUUGCGCCCAUUUGGUGUCACUGGAAGGAAGGGAGAGGGGAGGGCUGAAUGUGUUGGAAAAGCAUGGGUUUGUCUUCAUUCAGAUAAAGGAUUUGGUUUUCCCAAUGUGAAUAUUAUAAAACCUAUAAUUUUCCCAAGCUGGAGUCUGACCAAAUUCCAUAUAAAACAUUGGAAGGAGAGCUCAAAAAAGAAAAGAUUUUAAAGAUCAAAUCCCAAAUUAUCAAAGCCAAGUGUAAUGGUGAUUUGAGUUUAUCUCCUCUUAAAGAGCAUCUUUCUAAGGGCAGCUUUGUCUCUUACCUAUGUUUCACAAAACCAAAAACCAUAACUGCCAUUUCACAAGCAAGAACCUCUUAGAAGUCCUCAGAACUAGAAGCGGUGGGAAUCCUUGGCUCAGGUCCUGGUGGGUUUGCUGACUGAGAUGGGGCAAGUCUCAUCGUAAUACCUGGACGACAGUCCAGUGCUUUGAGAUUCUUGGUUAGAGGAGGGGAAUACCCCCCACCCCAACACACACACACAUUUUUUUUUUUUUUUAAUCUUUGGGGAAAUAUGUAGGGCCUUUUCCUGCUUUUCUGCCUUUCUACUCAGUAACUCCCACGUUUGCCUGAAGUAACAGCAUCUGCUCCUACUUCUCCAUCUGGAAGUUUUUUUGCACCAUCUAGGUUAGCAAAGCACAUAGUUAGCCUAAUGCUUGAAGAAAGACUCAUCAUCUUGAAAACCCAAUCCAUUCCAAAGUGUAUUUUGCUUUUCCCUGUUGCCCCUUCCUAAAACGUGAGUUCAGGACAACAGUAUUUUUCUUUAUAUGCUUGGUUGUGACUUUUUUUUUCAAAUAAAAAAAUAAUUGAAGCUCAUGUUUGGAAAAA